Phyllotreta striolata is the source of this 3132-nucleotide messenger RNA. The record is from the annotation of a GenBank genome assembly. NCBI's taxonomy places the organism in Eukaryota, Metazoa, Arthropoda, Insecta, Coleoptera, Chrysomelidae.
UAAAUGUCAAAUUUUGCUGGUCUAGAAAAAAAUGUGUUUUGUAAUGGUGGUUUUAGUAAAAACAGUGAUAAGUGAUGGUGUCUUAACAUUUUUUAGGCCUUGAGAGGACGUUUAUUUUAUAAAAUUAUGGACUCUUUUAACGUUUUCCAACUCGAAACAUUAUGAUUUUCACACUCUUUGACCGCAGACGAAAAAUAAAAUUUCGUACUGUCGGUUUGGAUUCCUAAUUGGCAAUCAUUACAUUUGCAUAUCUCCAGACUAUUAUAUAAAAAUAUACCAUCUAGUAAAAAAUGGCUCAAGCAGUUAGUCAAAAACGCGGCAGGGGUAGCAGUACUGGCGAGACUUCUUCUGCUUCAUCGAGUUCCACGAAUCAACUAACUACCUUAAACACCACCCCAGGAACCCUCACCGAUGAGCUCGCUGCAUUGUUCGAAUGUCCAGUUUGCUUUGAAGUUGUUUUACCUCCGAUAAUGCAAUGCCAGGUGGGCCAUUUGGUUUGCGCCAGUUGUCGUCCGAAAUUAUCCUGUUGCCCCACUUGUCGAGGUACUUUAGGUAAUAUCCGAAAUUUAGCCAUGGAAAAAGUUGCUAAUAACCUAAUGUUUCCCUGUAAACACAAAGCCACGGGAUGUAGAAUGUCCUUAGGUCUAAACGAAAAGGCGGAGCACGAAGAGAUUUGCGAAUUUCGUCCUUACAGUUGUCCCUGUCCUGGUGCUUCUUGCUCAUGGCAGGGUCAAUUGGACAAAGUCAUGGUCCAUCUUCAGCAUGCUCACAAGAACAUAACCACGCUGAACGGCGAAGACAUCGUCUUUCUAGCCACUGAAAUCAAUUUGGCCGGCGCCGUGGAUUGGGUGAUGAUGCAGAGCUGCUUCGGCCACCAUUUCAUGCUCGUCUUGGAGAAACAAGAAAAAAACGACGGUCACACUCAGUUCUUCGCCAUCGUCCAACUCAUAGGAUCUCGAAAGCAAGCCGAGCACUUCGCGUAUAGAUUGGAACUGAACGGCAAUCGAAGAAGGCUGAUAUGGGAAGCAGUGCCUCGGUCGAGCCACGAGGGAGUGGCGUCCGCCAUCAUGGGCAGCGAUUGUUUGGUUUUUGACAACUCCAUUGCGCAGCAUUUCGCAGACAACGGAAAUUUGGGCAUCAACGUUACCAUUUCUUCAGUUAGUCCGAUGAAAAAUCAAGCGCUGUGUCUGUUUCAUUGAUGCGCGGUCUUUUGUUUUCGAUUCGGUCCUUGCAUCACUUUGCUCUCGGAAAUUUCCAUAUCUUUACAUUUUUUACAUUGAUAAUCAAUUCGAAACUGAACAAUUGUUAUUACUGUGGAUCGGCGUUGUUGGUAUUUCGACAACGUCGUCGGCAGUACUGAAAAUUACAUAGGAAAUGAAACGCAUUAAAGAAAGAAAAAAGAACACCAAUAACACUUAGAUGCUAUUUUAUAUAUUUAAUAUAUUCCCGUAAAAGGUUCGUUGUAAUUUUAUUUUCUCUUUUAAAAAAUGGAUAUGUUUUCGUUAGGAAUGCCUGCUUAAUUUGGGACAUAUUGUAACUUAAACGCUAAACUCGGAAAAAACCCUUAUUUUAACAUAUCUGACAGGAUAUACUGAGAUUGUUAACUUGAUUUGUCAAACUGUUCAUUUGAUAAGCAAUAUUGAAUAUCUAAUGACUCGGUAUAUUUUUGCAGCAUUUGUAUAAUAAUUCUAGUAAGUAAUAUUCAAUAAUAAUAAUGCCUUUAACUGUUUAGCGUUCGAGUGACCAUUAUUUUUAAGAUAUUUUUAUAUUAAUAACAUCCCAUUAGGCAUUAACUAACUAUUGUGAUAUAAAAGUACAGUUAAUUGUAAUUAUAAAGAACUUAAUUUUUUUUUGUAACUUGAUCGUUUUGUAAAUUUUUAAUUCUUUCGUGUGAGUUUCUAUAAUGGAGAGCUUCUAAAAAAAUAACAAUCACGACACGAUUAACUCGCUGGUCGCAGCACUUCAUUCUCAUAAAAUGUAUCAAUAAUCCAAUAAAUAGAGCGAUUAGCCAACAAUCUAAUGAUCAAUUUAGUCUCUCUAAUUAGUGGAUUACUGCUGGUAUAUAUAUUUUUUAUUUUACUGGGUUUUUAUUUGGAUAUUAUCAAUUUUUGGAGCUCCUCCAACUAUACAUAAGUUGAAUGUUACCUCUAAAUUUGAUGAAUAUAUUAUUUCCAUCGCCUAUAAUGGUUGCAAUACUUAUACAAUUAAAUAACGAUUUAUAUUGCUAUUUUACCAUUAGAGUUAAGUAUAAAUACAGGGUGUUUAGUUGAAAAUUGCGAUUUAAAACGAUAAAAAAACGAAUUAAACAUUCUGUAUGUAAUUGCAUUGCCUGAUAAAAAAAACGUAUUUUAUAAGAAAAAUAUAUCAUCAAAAUUUAAGAAAAUUUUAUGCUCUACCGCAUAAUAUGUAUAAGUGAUUUGUACUCGAUUAUUCUCAUUAGUUUGCUCCAAAGAAGAACAAACUCGAAUUGAUUUUUCCAACUUUUUCUACGUGAACUGAAUGAUUUUUUCACUGUUAGAUAUGCUAAUCCAGCUAGUCCUUGUUUGGUGAAUUUCGUAUUCAAUGAAGAGUAAAACUCCUCCGCGAAUAUCCCAAAUUCUGUUAUCCUUACUUUUUGUACUAAUUAAGGUAAAUCUAAUAAAUUAUUUAGUUUCAUCAGCUAACGGUUCUUGUAUAUAAACUUCGCUGUUUUAUUUUCUUUUAAUACUUUUAAUGAUACGAAAAUGGUGAUUUUGAUUGACUGAAUUUUUUUUAUGAUAGUAGUUAUUUUUAGUUGUAGUAAGAAUGGAAUAUCGACUGGAAGAAUCAUUCAGCGUUGAGGCAAAUUCAGAGGUAUAUCUACGAAAUAUCCUAGAUUUGUUUGCAUUUCGCAUUUUGUAUACAUUGUAUUAUAUAGUUAGUUAUGUUAAAUUUUCCGGAGUAACAACUAUAUGGAAAUCCCAUUUUCACCUAGUUGUUAUACACCUGUUUGUAUAAAUCAUUUUCGGUAAUAAAAAUUUAGUGUACGUUUAGCGAUUUUAUUUUUAUCAUUUAAUUUUGUACAUUUUGUCAUACUUACUUUUGUUUAUUUAGCUUUGUAAGGAAAAUGUUUAUAAUAAUUUUCAAUAAAAGUUUAACAUUUUUGUUCUUAAA